Molecule: messenger RNA, 816 nt
Organism: Hylaeus volcanicus
Lineage: Eukaryota; Metazoa; Arthropoda; Insecta; Hymenoptera; Colletidae
Product: AP-2 complex subunit mu-like
Exons: 2
Coding region: 1-816 (271 amino acids)
Biological process (GO): protein targeting; Golgi to lysosome transport
Cellular component (GO): cytoplasmic vesicle; trans-Golgi network
Source: RefSeq, a predicted model, not a curated record
AUGAUAAUUUCGCAAACUCUUCAAAAAAUUGUUUGUUUAAUAAAAGAUUUUUGUGGAGUGCUUUCAGAAGAAGCUUUACGGCAAAAUUUUAUUCUAGCAUAUGAAAUCAUUGAUGAAAUUAUUGAUUGCGGAUAUCCACAACACACGUCUACUGAAAAGCUCAAACAAAAUAUUCGUACGGAAGCUCUUUUAUUAGAAGAUUUACCUUACCCACAAAAGCUUUUAAAUUCUUGUUCAUUUGGCAGAACAUUAUGUUCAUCAGAAACUAAUAAUGUUACUCAGAUACCUUACCAAAAAACAGUACCUAGUUCAGCUUCCCAUCGUCCUGUUGGAUUAGCAAGGCUUGAAACACCUCCCUUGUCUUUUAAAAAUGGAGCAUCCCAUGUUGUAGCAAGUUUUAUGCAAUUGACGAAGAAAACAUUAACUGGAAACAAUGCAGUCAAUUUACCCACAGGAAAUAAUGCUAAUGAAAUUUUUGUAGAUGUUUUAGAAAAAAUUAACGUUGUUACCAAUUCCUUAGGAACAGUUUUAAGAUCUUAUAUUGAUGGACGAAUUCAAGUUAAAAGUUAUCUCUCAGGUUAUCCCUCUCUCUGUGUUAUAUUAAAUCCUGAUUUAGCGCUCAAGUCUAAUCCACUCCCUGAAAAUCAUAUCAAGGAUUAUUCUGCUAGUGACUGCUUUUCUUCGUCCUUUACAGCACCUCCAGCAAUAGAUGAUUACAAUUUCCACGAAUGUGUUGAUUUUAGCGAAUUCCAAACGUCAAAAUAUCUUUAUUUCACUCCUCCAGAUGGUGAAUUCGUCUUAAUGAAUUACCGGUAA